AUCUUAGCUCAACAUCCGCCCAUUUCUCUAGCCUACGCAUUCGCUUUGACGACCGGCCGACUCGCCGGAGUUUUUCCCCGUUCUUUACGGGUCAACGAUUAAUCAAGCUUCCUUUUUAAAAUAAAAACUUUCUCGAAAAAAACGCGUUAUAUAUUCACUUUAACCUACAUUCCCUCUUCGUUUUCAUCAACAGGAAAAGAGAGAGAGAGAAAAUGGGCGUUGAUUACUACAAAAUACUCAAAGUGUCACGCAAUGCGAGUGAAGAAGAUUUGAAAAAAUCGUACAAGCGAUUGGCGAUGAAAUGGCAUCCGGAUAAGAACAGUGAGAAGGAAGCAGAAGCGAAAUUCAAGCAGAUAUCGGAGGCUUAUGAUGUGCUAAGUGAUCCACAGAAGCGUCAGAUCUAUGAUAUAUACGGCGAUGAGGCGUUGAAAUCGGGUCAAUUCGAUCCGUCGUCACCUAUGAAUGGUAAUGGGAGAGGAUUUAAGUUCGAUUCGCGUGAUGCGGAAGAUAUUUUUGCGGAGUUUUUUGGUGGAUCGGAUGGGUAUAGUAGGAGUCCUACUGGGGGUACUGUACGGAUUAGGAAGGCGGCGCCGGUGGAGAACAAGUUGCCGUGUAGCUUGGAGGAAUUGUACAAGGGUUCUAAGAGGAAGAUGAAGAUUUCAAGAAUUGUUCUUGACGUCACUGGUAAGCCUACAACAAUUGAAGAGGUCUUGGCGAUACACAUUAAACCUGGUUGGAAGAAAGGCACAAAAAUAACUUUUCCGGAGAAAGGGAACCAUGAACCUGGAGCUGCACCUGGUGAUCUUAUUUUUGUAAUAGAUGAAAAACCACAUGAUGUCUUCAAGAGAGAUGGAAAUGAUCUGGUGAUCAAUCAGAAAAUCUCAUUAGUAGAUGCUCUUGCUGGGAAGAUUAUCAACUUGACUACUUUGGAUGGAAGGGAACUCACGAUACCAAUCACAGAUGUUGUUAAACCAGGACAUGAACAGAUAAUCGCAGAUGAAGGAAUGCCAAUAUCAAAAGAACCUGGGAAAAGAGGAAAUUUGAGGAUCAAGUUUGAGGUUAAGUUCCCGUCAAGGCUUAGUUCAGAUCAGAAAUCGGAUAUCAGAAGAGUGUUGGGAAGGACUGCUGACUAAUCCAGAUCUUAACUUAAGGUGUCACUAACACUGACUGAUUGUGGAAGUGCAAUGGAAUGUAAAUACUUGGAAAGUUUAUUCUAGACAGGAGAAUUGUGCAUAGUAGGAUUAUUGUUUUGACGAUGCCUCUCGAAGUUUAGUUUUAUUUAGCUCCAUAAAAGGAGCAAUCUAGCAGCUACGCCAGCUGCCUAUUUAAUUCUCACGUUGGAUAUUAAACACCUUAGGUAGUUUACUAGUUUUAAUAUUUGAUUUUAGUAGAUGCUAUAUAUCAAGUAACUGGAGUUGGGAAUAACUAGCUAUCUUGUUCUGGUUGUGAAUUUCAACUGUGGGCCACGGACUGUGGCAGACUGGUAAUGAAUAUAUUUGUUGGUUUUUUGGCAUUGUC
Molecule: messenger RNA, 1518 nt
Organism: Nicotiana tabacum (common tobacco)
Lineage: Eukaryota; Viridiplantae; Streptophyta; Magnoliopsida; Solanales; Solanaceae
Cellular component (GO): cytosol
Molecular function (GO): protein-folding chaperone binding
Source: RefSeq, a predicted model, not a curated record